GAGGGGCUGGACCGGAUGUGGGACCAGCAGCUACCUUAAACUGGGCUUUGAGGAAAUGUGCUGCUGCUGCUGCUUUUACGGACAAACAAUAGCGCUCGUCUAAAUCCGGUUACUUCAACUCAUUUUUUUGCAUAUUUUUGCAGGCAGAGGAGGAGCAGGCACGCAGCGUUCAUUUACAGAUGCAUUUUUCGCCCUCGGAGGGAGCAAAAAGCGGAGGGAAGUGUCGCUAAACCCACCGACUUCAGACUGAUCCUCCUGCAGGUCCGUGGUUUUGGCUGACGGGCCGUGUAAACGCGGCUUGUAAAAGAACUCCACCGUGGUUGGUCGUGGUGUGUAGAGAGGAGCCCGUUCAGCCCCUCCAGGCUCCUCAGCCAUGGCUCUCCUGGACUACCUGAAGAGCCUGUUCAUCCUGCAGCUGCUGAUGGGCUUUGUGUUUGUGGUGAGCGGCCUCAUCAUAAACUUCAUUCAGCUCUGCACCUGCGUCCUCUGGCCCAUCAACAGGCAGCUCUACCGCAGAAUCAACUGCAGGCUCUCCUACUCUCUGUGGAGUCAGGUGGUGAUGAUGCUGGAGUGGUGGUCAGGCACAGAAUGCACCCUAUACACCGACCAGGCUACGGUGGACAAGUUCGGCAAGGAACACGUCAUCAUCAUCCUCAACCACAACUUUGAAAUUGACUUCCUGUGUGGCUGGACCAUGUGUGAAAGAUAUGGGGUCUUAGGGAGUUCAAAAGUGCUGGCCAAACACGAGCUACUGAAGGUCCCUCUGAUCGGCUGGACCUGGUACUUUCUAGAAAUCGUUUUCUGCAAAAGAAAGUGGGAGGAGGACAGGGAAACGGUUUUUGCAGGCCUGGACAGGCUCAAAGAUUAUCCUGAAUAUAUGUGGUUUCUGCUGUACUGUGAAGGAACCCGCUUCACCGAGAAGAAACACCAAAUCAGCAUGCAGGUGGCGGAGAGUAAAGGCCUCCCCAAGCUCAAGUAUCACCUUCUACCCCGAACCAAAGGAUUCACCACCACGAUGCAGUGUCUGAAAGGCACAGUCACUGCUGUGUAUGAUGUGACUCUGAACUUCAAGGACAACAAGAUUCCCACUCUGCUGGACAUCGUCAAGGGCAAAAAAUACAAAGCUGACCUGCGUGUUAAGCGGUUUUCUGUGGAGGAUAUUCCGGAUGAUGAACAGGAGUGCGCCAACUGGCUGCACAAGCUCUACCAGGAGAAGGACGCCUUACAGGAGCAGUACAACAAGGAAGGAAAGUUCCCUGGACCCACAAUCAUCCCCCGGCGCCGCCCGUGGACGCUGCUCAACUUCCUGUUCUGGGCCACCGUCCUGUUGUCGCCCCUCAUCAGAUUGGCAUGUGGCGUGGUCGUCAGCGGCUCCCCGCUCCUCAUCAUCGGUUUCAUCGCCUUCCUCAUCAUCGCCUCAGUAGCUAUUCGCCGUCUCAUCGGGGUCACAGAGGUGAAGAAAACAGGCUCCAGUUACGGAGACCCGCAGGCCAAGAAAGGCCAGUAAACUGUGACCCUCCCCCUCGCCCCGUCUCACUCCCCGCCCAACUCCAUCCUCCUCCUGCCGUCGGCAGGCUGGGGAGGAGGCCCACCUGUGAAAACAAAACCAACACCAGAGUCAAAAAAAGAGAAGAAAAUCCUGCUUUCAGCAGAGGAAGAGACCAAGACGAGAAGGUGUGGGAAUGACGCUCUCUGGUUUAUCACAGAUUAUAAGGAGGGGGGGAGAUGCAGUACCCACUGCAACCCACUAAACUCCCAAUUAAGUCCAUUAAACAAGAAUCAUAAGCCUAAGGGCAUUUUCUAAAAGCCACGCCCACUUCCCGUCAGCUGUUGAUUCCAUUGAAGCUCACGCAACACAUCCUGAUUAAUUUCUGUUGUCCAGCGGCAGUGCUUCUUCCCAACACCAGGAUCCAUCAUUCCCUGAUGGGAAUCGGUGCCUUUCGGCCCAGCCUGGCUUUCCUUAAUCAGUUCACUCAAAGCCCACUUCACACAGUGCUCAGAUUUCUACAACUACACCACAAAAUGGCUAAAGUUAUUGAACUAAAUGCAAAAAAAAUAGGAAAUAAUUCAGUGAAAAGACAAUUGGAGAUCCACCAAUCAUAACCAACAUCCAACCUCCAGCGAAAGCCUCUUGAUUUAAGAACAUUAACGGUAAUAAAAGUGUUUUUGAAGCAUAAGAAGAUGAUGAUUGCUGUCAAAAGAAACAGUUCACUAAUAUUUAAGCAUUCUGUUAGUAAUUUCACUUUAUUGUACACUGCAAAAACACAAAAUUUUACCAAAUAUUUCUGGUCUAGUUUUUAGUGCCGAUGUCUUAGAUUUUAUACUUCAAGUCUAACUAACUUUAAAAGUAACUUUUCAGCUAAAUAUAAUUGCUUCUUUUAAAUCAAUAAUUCCUUAAUAUUGAUUAAAAACAAAAGAGUACUAGUUCCACUAGCAGAAUUUUUACCUUAUAACUUACAUUUUUUACAUGUUACAGUUAAAUAAAAUCUGCCAGUGGAACUGUUGCUUUUUGAAAAAUGAAUAUAUUCAUUUUUACUAUUACAUAUUUACAAGCUGCUAUUUCUUGCUGAAAAGUUACUUGUGAUGAGCUAGUUUUUGUAUUAUUGAAUGUGUAGUAAGAUAUUUGCUCCAGAAACUAGACCGAACAUACUUGGUAAGAUGUUUUUCAUAUUAGGUAAAAUUUGAAGGUUUCCAAAAGUUUGUCAACAUUUCAAAACAAAAGUCAAAUUUCUGUAAACGACUUAUGCUUUCUUCCUUCAGCAAACACUUCCUCACUGAAGAGUGAUGUUUCGGUGCAUCUCUAAUCAUCUGCUUCAUUGUAAUCUAUUUCAAGUGAAAUUAAUCGUUAAUUUAGUUGGAAAUUCUUUUAAAAAAUGAGUUAAAUUUAAAGUUAUAAUCCUGACCUUAGACUCAGACGGCCUGGUGUCUGCUGAGCUGCACCAAGGACCCUGAAUGUGAAACCUGAGGAAACCUGCCCUUAUUUAAAACACAAACUUCCCGUUUUUCCUCCAUUUCUCCUUUCGGAUUUCACUUCCACAUUUAGGAGUGUUCGUUUUCUCUCCCACGUGUAAGGCGGGCGACCUCCGACCUCCUAAACGUGCCGUUUCGACCUCCUCCCACCCGACACCGAAACGCAGCUCACGGUGGAGCAUGAAUGGCAGCAGAAUCAGGGGUCAAAGGCCACCAACUGUCUUCAUGUAGCCACACAGCUGUUAGCAUAGACUGCAGUAGGAGUAUUUUUAACCUUUGCCUUAAAUCAAGCUUGCUCAGGCAAGGGAUUGCUUAUUUACCUCCCUUUGAAACGCAUAACACCACUUUUGUUAUGUUUUAAAUCUUCACCCUUCAUUUCUGUCAUUACAAUAAUGCAUGGUGGAGUAGGAAGAGUUAAUUAGCAAAAUGACUGAAUCGUUUAAACCGUGGACUAAUAGGAAGAUGUUAAUUGAAGGGAUUUCUUUUUGGGAGGGUUUUGUUUGGGGGGAAAAAAAUCACUUUAAAUGUUCAAAGUGGACAAAAAAGGAAUUAUUUGUUUUGUUUAGGAAUAAAAAAAACUCUGUAAGAGAAGAUAAAUUGCUUUAUUUGAUUAAAUGACUUAUAGGAAGUUGGUUUUUUGUUGCAUCAAACCCACUUUUUUAAAUCUCUGAGUUGUUUUUUAUAUAGAAAAAUCUUUUGUUAUCCACUUUAAAUAAUUUAAGAUGAUUUCUAGGAAACGUUUUGGUUGUGUUUGAAUAAAAAUCACUGUUGAAUACAUUAUAGGAAGAUUUUGAUUUCUUGAAUAUAAAAUUGCACGCAGGUUUCCACAUUUUGAAAGCAAAGAGUCAUCAUUUUUGAGCAGAGAAAAUGUCCAGUUCCUCUUUCCGUAGUUGUCUAUAAAUGAACAGAUUUCAUGCAAGCCUUAAUUAGCAUCAAGGGCCAAAAGAACCAGACAAUUUAAAGAAUAAAUGGAUCUUAAAUCAACAUUUAUACAUGUGAUCAUUUAUAUUUGGAAUUGUGUGCAAAUGAAUAAAUACCUGGAUACAUUUGGAAUAUUUAUCUAGAAUUUAUUUCAAUCAUUUGUAAAAUGUAAUUCAAUGUGAAAAACAUUAAAUGUAAUUUGAAUUUCUAUUAAAAAUAUUCUUAUUUGUUAAACAUGCAGUUGGUAAAUUUUGAAAACAUUUAAAUCUUUUUACAAAUGCAUUCAAAUUUCAGUUAAUGUUUUCCACCAAUCUUUGAAAUAUUGGAUACAUAAAUUUUUAUCUAAAUUAUCACAUCUAAUAAUGUUUAAAUACCACUUUAUUUAUUGAAUUGAGGCCCUUAAUAAAUUAGUGCAGCUUGAUUAUUAGUAUUUAUAUUUUUUUAAUAUUUAGAAAUCAACUCAUCUGAAAUUGGAAAAUUUAAGACAUUUUAAAUUAGUGGUUUUUUUACGCCACUAAAAAGGCUCUUAUAUAUUUUUUUUCUAUUGUAAACAGAACUGAUACAAAUUUUCACAACAAUUUCUGUGACUCUUCAAAAACAAAUUUAAGUUUCUGGAGGGAAAAAAGUCCAAAAUGUUUUUAUUUUUCUGUUCUUAAUUUCUAAUUAACAAAUUAAAGCAUUUGAUGUUGGAAAAAUCUCCAGUUCUCGCUGUCAGUUGCACCUUUUGCAUCAGCUGUUUGAUUAGUUGUUUUUUUUUUUUUGUUUGUUUGUUUUUUUUUCUACAGCUUUUAUUUUUAUGUUUUCUUCCUUUUAAACACUUGAGAUUAUUAAAGGAUUUAAUCACAAAGCAA
Messenger RNA from Gambusia affinis (western mosquitofish), 4742 nucleotides. It is a transcript of the gene agpat3, whose product is annotated as 1-acylglycerol-3-phosphate O-acyltransferase 3. Gene Ontology annotation, molecular function: 1-acylglycerol-3-phosphate O-acyltransferase activity. The record is from RefSeq and is a predicted model, not a curated record. Gene Ontology annotation, cellular component: endomembrane system; endoplasmic reticulum. The coding region runs from base 374 to 1507 and encodes 377 amino acids. NCBI's taxonomy places the organism in Eukaryota, Metazoa, Chordata, Actinopteri, Cyprinodontiformes, Poeciliidae. The transcript is spliced from 10 exons.